This is a messenger RNA of Melanaphis sacchari, 1331 nucleotides long. It is a transcript of the gene Tbp, whose product is annotated as TATA-box-binding protein. Gene Ontology annotation, molecular function: DNA binding; RNA polymerase II general transcription initiation factor activity. Gene Ontology annotation, biological process: DNA-templated transcription initiation. The transcript is spliced from 7 exons. The record is from RefSeq and is a predicted model, not a curated record. Bases 410 to 1303 code for a protein of 297 amino acids. Lineage: Eukaryota; Metazoa; Arthropoda; Insecta; Hemiptera; Aphididae.
UAUUCGUUAUUAUAUAGUUCUUACUUAUUUGUGUUUCGGCUAUUUCGAUAUCAAAAUACAAAUUAUCGAUAUCAAUCGUACAAGAAUUAAGAGCUAGUAUAAUUUAUGCCGUUUUCAUUUUCAUAUAACAGUCGUCGUAUUUCUGCAGUUUUUUAAUAGACGGUACGAGUACUGAUAGUGUUUUAACUUCGUCUACUGAAAAAUAAUCUUAUUCCUUUAGCCAGUUCAUCGUCUCAAAUGAUGUAGACUACAGAAUUUGGUGGUUCGACUAUCGUACCUAACUGAAGAAGGAUUUUUCCCGUCGACGUUCGUCUAUCAGUUUGCCGAGGAACGUUGAAUGUCGAUCGGAGUAGAGUGUAAAUUCACCGAAUAGAUUUACAGAGCUAAAAAAAAGUGCUAUUCUUCUAAGAUGGAUCAAAUGUUACCGAGUCCUGGGUUUAGUAUUCCUAGUAUUGGAACCCCAGUACAUCAACCAGAAGAAGAUCAACAGAUUAUGCAAAUGCCACCGCUACAGCCACAAGGUCUAGCUAUGAGUACUAGUAGUCUACCAACUCAACAGUCGAUGAAUAAAAUAUAUCAGACAAAUAAUAUGGGCUACGCUACGCCACACAGCAUGAUGCAUUCACAAACACCUGUGCAUCAAAGUAUGCCAUCUUUGACAUCCAUCAGUUCAUCAUCAUCGACUAUACCAGCGCUACAAACUAUUCAAAACCCAGCUACGCCUGCCCCGAUGACACCUAUGACACCAGCUUCUGCUGAUCCUGGGAUUGUACCUCAACUCCAGAAUAUAGUGUCUACAGUAAAUCUUGGAUGUCGGCUUGAUCUUAAAACUAUUGCUUUACAUGCACGAAAUGCUGAAUUUAAUCCAAAACGAUUUGCUGCUGUUAUAAUGAGGAUACGUGAACCACGUACUACAGCUUUAAUCUUUAGUUCUGGUAAAAUGGUAUGCACUGGCGCAAAAAGUGAAGAAGAUUCUAGACUGGCAGCAAGAAAAUAUGCUAGGAUCAUUCAAAAGCUUAGUUUUCCAGCAAAGUUCUUAGACUUUAAAAUUCAAAACAUGGUUGGCAGUUGUGAUGUAAAGUUUCCUAUACGGCUUGAGGGAUUGGUACUCACUCAUGGUCAAUUUAGCAGUUAUGAACCAGAAUUGUUUCCUGGACUUAUUUACAGAAUGGUUAAACCACGUAUUGUAUUACUCAUUUUUGUAUCUGGUAAAGUUGUACUGACAGGUGCCAAAGUACGUCAAGAAAUUUAUGAUGCUUAUGAUAAUAUUUAUCCAAUAUUGAAAAGCUUUAAAAAAAACUAAAUUAUUAUGUGAACAAUGUUUCAAUUAA